Acytostelium subglobosum LB1 is the source of this 153-nucleotide messenger RNA. RefSeq lists its product as hypothetical. The record is from RefSeq and is a predicted model, not a curated record. Lineage: Eukaryota; Evosea; Eumycetozoa; Acytosteliales; Acytosteliaceae. The transcript has 3 exons. The coding region runs from base 1 to 153 and encodes 50 amino acids.
AUGUUUAAGAAGGUGUCUAUUGUGUUCAACAAUGAAACAGAUAGAGUGAACAAUGCAGACACAUACUUCUUGCCAACAGGAAACUCCAAUGGGAAUGAUAUAUCCGUAGAGAGAAAGUCCCUACCGAUCAAUCUCACAUCUGCAUUCAACUGA